Molecule: messenger RNA, 4249 nt
Organism: Lepisosteus oculatus (spotted gar)
Lineage: Eukaryota; Metazoa; Chordata; Actinopteri; Semionotiformes; Lepisosteidae
Source: RefSeq, a predicted model, not a curated record
GUAGGUUACUGCUGGCAGCCUGCCAUUCAGCGGAGCAGUCUCUGAAAGUGUGGAGCCUCACUGCAGAGGUCUCACUUUCCCCUUGUGCAAGAGAACACUCAGCACGCAGCGCAGGGGGAUCAUAGAAUGAGAGAGGUAAACGUAAGACCUGAACUUGUUAGGUCAGACACCCCUGCAACGUGGACUGAAAGAGGAACGUACUGUAAGUGACAAAUAUUGCAGCCGGGGAGCUGGGAUUGCUGUGAAACAGUGGUGGAGGUGGAGGGAAUGAUGGACGCUUAUUGAGACCAGCUUCGCUUAGAUGUCACUGCUGUUGAGUGCCAGUUUCUAUGCUGUCACUGGUUCCAGCAAGUGGUGAAGCUGUGGACUGGGGCUACAAGAGGAUUAUAUCAAUGAACCAGAAGAGCAAGAGAACCCACAUGGUGUUCAGCUGGCACAAACCCUUCACUAUCCUUGCCCCAUGGAGGAAAGGGAAGGGGGAAAUGGCAUUGGAGAAUGAAGUAGUGCUAACGAAGAUGAAGAUCUUCAACAACUUUCAGGGAAAGUUUGUGAAUAUUGGAAAUUCACCCCCUAAGGACGCUGUGUCAGAGAAAGAUGUGCAAGAGCCACAGGACCCUUUGGUCAGCAGUGAGGUCGCCCUAGUGCUAGAAGAACCUCAGCCCAAAACAGAGUACUUGUCUGUGCUUUCUGAUCUCAGUGCUGAGGACCUCAAACUGUCCAAACUGUUCAAGUUUGAAUCUGAGGACUCUGGGGUGGAGCUCCCUAGUGGGGCACAUUCCCCCUCCACUCCAACGGGGUCUGAACAGAGCUUUGUGGUUCACAGCCGGGGGUCUUCCUGUGACUCUGGGAUUCUCAACACUUUGGACUCUUCUUCAGACCCCCUUCUGCUACUCAGCCAGUGCCCAGAAACAGAGGAGGCAGAAACCACUAUCCAGGAGACACCUGAAGAACUGGAUUUGAUGGAAUCCAGAACUGAGCCUAUCACUGAAAGCGACACAAUAUACUUUAGCCAAUUGAAAGAAAGCAAUGAGGCAGAUGAAAAGCAGACCAAAAACUUGGAAAAUAUUUCAGAGGAAGAAGAAGUGAAUUCUGCACUGGAGAUUGCAGCAGAGGCCUCUGUUGCAGGUGCCAUGCCAAGGGGUGUCUCCACAAAAGCUUAUGAUGACAUGACUGAAGUAGAGCUUGAAGAACAGCCAUUGCAGAAAUAUCCCACGAGUGACAGCCUGGAUGAAUACAUGGAUGAAUGCUGCAGGCUGAGUGAGGUGAAUCAGGGGAAGACAAAUCCCCUUGGCUCAGGUCUGGGAUACCUGGAGCACAUCUGCCAGCUCAUCGAGAAGAUCGGGCAGCUCCAGGAGCACAAUCUCAAGCUCCAGAGGCAAAUCUGCAGCCUGCAGAAGGAAAGCCGCACAAAACAAUCGAAGGAGGAGUACUUCCGGCAGCACUGUUCCUGUGGAGCAGCUAGCCUUGCGUUUCAGGAGCUGAAACGACACUGCCGGAGCGAGUUCCACAGCCUCACCGCCUCCAGCGGCACACUGUCAGACCUGUCCACCAUUCUGGAAAUAGCCAGACGACCAGACAGACUGGGAAAGAGAGGGUUGGAGGGUCAUGGAGAGACAGGAAACAAUCCCCCUGUGCCUCUUCUGAGGAAGGGCCUGAACCGCAGGAGCUACACAGAGGGAGAAGGGAGAUACCUUUGUGACAGUACAGAGGGCCUAGCUGCACCGUUCAGAAGGAAUGAAAAUCACCCCUGGGGGAGAGUGAAGGAAUUAGUUAAAAAGACAAGACUGAGAAAUCAUAGCAGGUUGGGCUUAUCAUCCAAUGCACUGAAGAGAUCCUGCCCCCAACUCUACAGGCCAGACCUGGGCUCUGCUGAUCCACCAAAAAGAGACAGAAACUCCAUGAUUGCACUGGGCCAGAAUUCUAGGCAUGAUUACCUAUGGCCCCAUUAGUCACGAGAAGAAACAGGAGCUGGAGAGGUGGCCCAGAAAACUGAAAGCAGGUCUCCAAGUGGGAUGUUGAGUCAUGUUGUCAGGGAAGCUACAGUAAAUGAAAAAGAAGCAAGCAAAGGGAUGGUAAAACUAUGAAAACCCAGCAGAAAACAGCCUCAAGUCGAAGACAAGCUUGAGGGACUAUACUCAGAUGGAGAACAAACAUGAAAAAUGGAGUAAUAUUGGAAGAUUCAUAGCUGGAAGAGCGAUUAACAGGAACUUUGAGAUUUGGGGAUUUUGUAUGUAUAUCUGAUGUAUUGUAUAUGCUGAUUAUAUGCUGCACACUCAAGUUUUUUAAAGGGUGAUGCAUCUAUUUUCCUCUUUAAAACACACUCUUAUAACAGUAUUUAGCCUGCAGUUUGGAUAGGUUUUAUUUACCAUGUUCAGUUUGCAGGUAAACUGCAAUUUCUAUUCUUUUCUUAAAACAAACAUUUACAGUUUUUUUUCCCCUGUUUGGCCUCACUUUACAAAAAGUCUUUAUGAUAAUGGAAUCCAUGAAUUCAUCCAUCCAUUUUCUAACCACUGCAUCCAAUGCAGGGUCAAGGGGGAGCCAUGGACACUGGGAGAACAGACAAAUGCCACACAGAAAGCACCCCAGGUCCAGAACUAAACUGUGGGCCCCAGUGCUGUGAGGCAGCUAUGCUAACCACUGUUGCCCAAAAUGGGAUCUAUUCUGCAAUAUACUGUGAUGCACGCACUACAACAGACUAACAUUCAUCCAAAGAUGUACUGUAUUUAAGCACUAAAUGAAAAGAUAGGAGGCACUUGUGUCCUUUUUCUUUCACUUCAUUUUAACGUUCACAAAAUAAAAAUCACUAGACGAGAUUACACACAUUGUAAAAACAAGGCUCCUCCCAAGCCAGCUCCAGCUACGUAAAAUUUGUUGGAUUAAAGCCAUUCUAAACACUAUGAGAAGUGAGUACAUCGUAAAGUCUCUCUUUGAGCCUGAAAGUGAAUACAAGCCAUUUAAAGAAAUGUGGCACGGGUACUGUACAUUCACCCUGUGGCGUGCAAGUUGGCAAGAUAAAAACACUUUCAAUAAACAGAAAAGGGAAAAAAGAAAAAUACAUACGAAAUGUUUUACCCACACUUACAAACAAUAUCAUAAAAAGUCUGCAGUCUGAACUGUGCACAUUUAUACAUUCUAAUUUAGUGCAGUGCUGGAGGUACAGUAGCUAAUCUGAAGACAUUAAGAAUACUUAAAGAUUUUUAUGUUAUAUCCAUUAAUAUAAUCUGCUAACUUCACGAACAAGAAACAUGCAUGGUGGCUAUACUUCGUUUAUUACUGAGAUGAGAAUAAACAGAGCUUGCAGAAAACGAAAAAAAAAAGCUUAGAAACUUUAUCUUAACGUGAUACGUCAACUUAAAUAGAUACUCAAACAUACAGGAAAAUAACUUUCCUUUUAAAAUAAGAAAACAUGUCAAGGUGUGGGUUGUUGAAAUCUAAUCUAGCAUUAAGCAUUCGGAAGCCAUAUACUGUACAACCAGUAACCUGUCACUCUUUAGAGUUCUAGCUAUCCAUUCAUAACUGUUAAAACUGUACUAUUUUAAUCAAGAAUAAACCGAUCUGCAGGUUUUUUAAGAUAUGACAUUAACUAUACUCAUCACAAUUUGUCCACAAUGUCUAACAGUUAACAUGAGAAAACAUAUUUCCUGUUAUUUAACUCAUACUGUAUAUCACUCCGACCCCUCUGAAUCCACACACAGUCCUGGAAAGUCCAAGAACCUACUCUGACAUAAAACAAAAUCUCAUUGCACUCAUAGAUCAAAAAACAAAAUUCAAUGUUCAUCUUAUUUCUUUUUUAAAAAGUCAAAUACAUAUUACCUAAAACCACAGUUCUUCAUAACCUAAAACCACAGAGGGUCACUAAAGUUCUAAGUUAUUUCUGACGUAAACCUAUACUAACAUGCUAUGUAAUGUAUUACUCUACUGCAAAAAAAAUGUGUUUGCCUUCAUUGAAAUACACAGAUAGUGAGUGCUAUAUUCAAACACUAAAGGAGAUUUAAGUGCCUAAGAGGCAAUGGGAAAUUAAGUCCCCAAGCACUUUGAAUAUAGAGCCCAGUAUCUUAAGCUAAACUCUGUACAUGUUUAACUAGCACUGCCAAACAUUGUUAAAGAAUGAGUUCUAAUCAUGUAUUUUUUAUGUACAAUUUUUUGUAUUGUAUAUUUUAUUAAGAUAUGUUACAAAUGGAUUUCUAUUUAUAAUUUCUGAAACCCGUACUUUGUUCAUUGAAAAUAAAGUUAAAAUGCUAUUUUUACA